This is a messenger RNA of Pleuronectes platessa (European plaice), 570 nucleotides long. RefSeq names its product guanylate cyclase activator 1C (gene guca1c). NCBI's taxonomy places the organism in Eukaryota, Metazoa, Chordata, Actinopteri, Pleuronectiformes, Pleuronectidae. The transcript has 4 exons. The record is from RefSeq and is a predicted model, not a curated record. Bases 1 to 570 code for a protein of 189 amino acids. Gene Ontology annotation, molecular function: calcium sensitive guanylate cyclase activator activity; calcium ion binding.
AUGGGAGGCUACUGCUCCAACCUGGAUGAUAUACUGGAGGAGGACAUGCACCACUGGUACACCAAGUUCAUGAGGGAGUCGCCCUCGGGGCUCAUCACCCUCUUCGAGCUCAAGACGAUGCUCGAGAUGAACGGGAUGACGGAGGAGGCCAGCAGCUACGUGGACCAGGUCUUCUUCACCUUCGACAUGGACGGGGACGGCUACAUUGACUUUGUCGAGUACAUCGCAGCCAUCAGCUUGUUACUGAAGGGAGAAAUCAACCAGAAGCUGAAGUGGUACUUCAAGCUGUUUGAUCAAGAUGGAAACGGGAAGAUUGACAAGGACGAAAUGGAGACGAUAUUCAAGGCAAUUCAAGACAUCACCCGGAGCUACGACAUCCCCCCGGAGGAGAUCGUGACGCUCAUAUACGAGAAGAUCGACGUCAAUGGAGAAGGUGAGCUGACUCUGGAGGAGUUCAUCAGCGGAGCGAAGGAGCACCCCGACAUCAUGGACAUGCUCAGCAAGAUGAUGGAUCUCACCAACGUCCUGGAGAUCAUCAUCAACGGUCAGCAGAAGAAAGCUGAGAACUGA